AUCCUGAUGUGGGAUUUUGCAGAGUCUCACCACAACCUGUCCCUCAAGGAGCGCUGCUUCCUUCGGUGGGUCCACCAGCACUGCCAGCGAGCGGCCUACGUCUUCAAAGGGGACGACGACCUUUUCGUGAACCCCAAGGUCCUGACCGAGUACCUCCACCGGACGCCCAACGCCUCCCACUUCAUACAUGGCAACAUCCGGUUCCACGCAGCGGUCAUACGGAGGGGCAAGUACGCCGUCUCGCGGGACUUCUACCCGAAGAACCACUACCCCAACUUCGCCUCCGGAGGAGGGUUCAUCAUGUCCAGGCCGGUGCUGGCCGCCCUCUACCAGGCCUCCCUAGAGCUGCCCGUCUUCCCCCUCGACGACGUCUACCUGGGCUUCCUGACGCUGGCGGCCAGGAUCCCCCACCGGCACGACGGGGCCUUCCGCGUCUGGGGCAUCCCCAAGGAUGUCCUCUCGGCGUACCAGGAGUCCGUGACCGUCCACGGGCUCUCCAUGGAGAGGAUCGAGGAGGUGUGGAAGGAACUCGAGAGCCUCCAGCAGGACCCCAGGACCCCCUCCUGAGGCUUGCGGGCGGACCAGGCCUCCCCCCCCGGCUCCCACCCAGCAAGCGGAUGCCCCAGGUCCUCGGGGGCCCGUUGGGCCGAGGUGCCUUGGCCGGAGGGCUGGUCCACUCCCCACGUG
Messenger RNA from Python bivittatus (Burmese python), 687 nucleotides. NCBI's taxonomy places the organism in Eukaryota, Metazoa, Chordata, Lepidosauria, Squamata, Pythonidae. The record is from RefSeq and is a predicted model, not a curated record.